UCUUUAAAUACCCCAAGUCAUCUGAUACAACAAAACAUUCCACUGUCAGCCAAUCUACGGCUUUACUGUAGGACUGGCAAAGGGGCCAUUACGGUUACUGGCAAAAUAUUGACACUUUGUCAAAUACGGAGAGACGGAUAAGCCCGGUUCGUGUCCCUGGCUGAAUUAUUGACUGGGAGUCGUGGGGCAGAGUGAAGUCGGGGAGACGGACAGGAAAAAACAAAGAUGGCUGUGUAGUCAGAGAGACGAGUCCCAGCGAACUAUCUGUAGCCGCAGCCUCAAACGCCGACAAGUCCCGUGGGUCCCGUGGACAGUCAGCUGGUACCGGAGCACAGACGUUAACCGAGCAGCCGAACCGGGCCUUCGGUGCGCGUUGGCGUAUCCGCUGUCAGGGCGAAUAACGGUGUCGACAAUACAACAGCUGAGAGACGCCUGAGUUGUUUUGUUCUGCCUGGGCAAGGGAGGACUGCUGUGUUUUUGUCAACCAAGCUAGCCAUAUUCUGCUAGCCUCACUGAGUGUAUUUCGGCCUCAGCCUGGUCGCGGCAGGUACCCCCGAAAAACUCUAGACAAUCACCACCAUGUCUUCACUGGAAGAGAGAGAUGUGGGCGUUGCGGCCGCCCCUGGCUCCUCCUCGGCCGGCCUGGGGGUCGGGCCCGUGGGGGCAGCGCUGGAGGCUGUCCCGGGGGUUGCAGCAAUGCAGGAGGAAGUCGGCAUACGGCGAGAAGGGCCCGAGUCAGACCCCGAAGAACCACCCAAGAAGAGGGUAAAAAUGCCUGAGGGAGAGGCAGGGAAGCUGGAGGAGAGACUGUACUCUGUGCUGUGCUGCACCGUGUGCCUAGACUUGCCCAAGGCGUCUGUAUACCAGUGUACCAAUGGGCACCUGAUGUGUGCAGGCUGUUUUAUCCACCUCCUGGCUGAUUCUCGUCUCAAGGAGGAACAGGCUACUUGUCCCAACUGCAGGUGUGAGAUCAGUAAGAAUUUGUGCUGCAGGAACCUGGCAGUAGAGAAGGCUGUCAGUGAGCUGCCGACAGACUGUACCUUCUGCCUAAAACAGUUCCCUCGUUCCAGCCUAGAGAGACACCAGAAAGAGGAGUGCCAAGACAGGGUGACGCAGUGUAAGUACAAGAGGAUUGGGUGCCCUUGGCAGGGGCCGUUCCAUGAGCUGCCCGCACAUGAGAGCGAGUGCUCCCACCCCACAAAGACUGGGACAGAACUGAUGGGAAUUCUGGGAGAGAUGGACCAGAACCACCGCAGAGACAUGCAGCUCUACAACAGCAUUUUCAGUCUGCUCUGCUACGAGAAGAUUGGGUUUACAGAGGUGCAGUUCAGACCGUACCGCACUGAUGACUUCAUCACCCGUCUGUACUACGAAACACCUCGCUUCACCGUCCUCAACCAGACAUGGGUGCUGAAGGCCCGCGUCAAUGACUCUGAGCGCAACCCCAACCUGUCCUGCAAGCGCACCCUCUCCUUCCAGCUCAUCCUCAAGAGCAAGGUGAACUCAGCCCUGGAGUGCUCCUUCCUGCUCCUGAAGGGGCCGUACGACGACGUGCGGAUCAAACCGGUCAUCCACCACCACUCCUUCAGCAACGACACCAACGAGACCGACUACGUCCCUCUGCCCAUCUCCGACUCGGUGGAGUGCAACAAGCUGCUGGCCGCCAAAAACAUCAACCUCCGCCUCUUCAUCUUCCAGAUCCAAAAAUAA
Myripristis murdjan (pinecone soldierfish) is the source of this 1710-nucleotide messenger RNA. RefSeq names its product zinc finger TRAF-type containing 1 (gene zftraf1). The record is from RefSeq and is a predicted model, not a curated record. Lineage: Eukaryota; Metazoa; Chordata; Actinopteri; Holocentriformes; Holocentridae. Gene Ontology annotation, molecular function: zinc ion binding. The transcript has 7 exons. The coding region runs from base 580 to 1710 and encodes 376 amino acids. Gene Ontology annotation, cellular component: nucleus.